GUGGGCGUUGCAAUAUGUUUAAAAUACACAUGAUGUAAACAAACUGCCACUAUUCAGUAAUUAAUCAAGUGAAUAAAGAUAAUUCAAUGUAUUUUAAUAAUAACAGUGAGUUGAAUUACUCUUCUUGGGAAGGUUUUCCUCGACGGACGCAGUAAGGGACCCGCGAGUGACCGCAGGAGAUGCCACUAUCGGCUGCGCAUGCCAGUGACAAACUCGCACUAAAGUUGUAUCCUGUGUGGCUCCACGGUGCGCGUGUGUGCUCGAGGGAAACUGCAAAGCGGCAGCAGCGACCGUCGUUCCAUCGCCAACACCGAGUGUAUCCGAGCCGCUGACCGACCGGGGGACCCAGGGAUACAAAACAAGCCCAUCAGCUCUCUGGACCAAAGUUUUUUUUUUAGAGCUAACAAAAAUAAGGCAGAAGCAAAAUAGCUAACCUGAAAUGGCGACGGCUAUAUACCUUGAGCAUUACCUUGACAGUAUUGAAAACCUCCCGUGUGAGCUGCAGAGGAACUUCACGCUGAUGCGAGACUUGGACAACAGGACUGAAGAAAAGAAAGGAGAAAUCGACAAGCUGGCUGAAGAGUACGUUGUGAAAGUGAAGAACUUUGCCUCUGAGCAGAGAGUGGAACAUCUGCAGAAGAUCCAGAACGCCUACAGCAAGUGCAAAGAGUUCAGCGAUGACAAAGUUCAGCUGGCAAUGCAGACGUAUGAAAUGGUGGACAAACACAUCCGCAGACUGGACGCAGACCUCGCUCGCUUUGAGAACGAGCUGAAGGAGAAGCUGGAACUGAGCGGCUACGAAAGUACGGAAGGGAGAAGCGUGAAAAAGACGGAGACUCGCGGCCUGAGAGACAAACGAGCCUCCAGGGGAAGAGCAAAGAAGGCCUCUGAUGAAGACUCUCCCAAGAAGAAAAAGAUCAAAAACAGCCCCGAGCUGAGCGACGGCCUCCUGCCGAUGCAGCCCUCGGACGUGUUGGACAUGCCGGUGGACCCCAACGAGCCGACGUACUGCCUCUGCCACCAGGUGUCCUACGGAGAGAUGAUCGGAUGCGAUAACCCCGACUGUACGAUCGAGUGGUUUCACUUCGCUUGUGUCGAUCUCGCCUCAAAACCCAAAGGAAAAUGGUUUUGUCCGCGUUGCACCCAAGACAAGAAGAAGAAAUGAGACUUCCUGCUUCCAGAGAUCCGUCAAGAGUAACUCGUCUAUUUUAAACUUUCUCACCUUUUUGUCUCCAAGUCACUGAAAUCAAAAUAGUGCAGAGCUAUUAACUUAUUGACUAUUUGUUAUUCAGACCUUCAUCACUUUACUAAGAGACUUAACGUGAAAACAGGCAUCACGCCGCUAAACAUGCAGCGAAGAAUCCUCAGCGCCAACCUGCGUGUCUGAGGACGUCAUGGGAGGAGCCUUACAGACCCGUUCUGUUGCCAUGGCGUCCUCAGGUUGUCAAAGGUUUUGCGCACUCAUAACUCAACAUUUAGAAGAUGUCAACAAUGUGGACGACGCCUGACGUCUCCCUGAGGUUUCAACAACGAGGCUCCAGAGACAAAGCAGGAGAGACUUGUGCUUUCUUCUCAGUGGGUCGUUUCCUUCAUGACGACAGAUGUUAACAACAAGUCUGUUGGAGGAUUAAAACCACGUUUGCUCCAGAAGAUUCACCGAGGCGUCGCUACAUCGACACUGUUUCAAAAUGUCUUUUCCACAAUAAUCUAAGACAAAAACAUGAAAAUAAGAUCCAAGUUAGAAAAUACCGACGUUACUCUUUAACUAAUAAUGUAUGUGUUGCUGUUCUAUGUAUGUAUAUAUCUAUAUGUCUCCACGGGCUCGGUGGGUCGUGCUGCUCAAUAAGAGCGACAGCUGUUAUUUUACCGACCAAUCAGAACGUCCGUCCUCUCCAAUCGAUCAUUAACAUGCAUCAAAUCUCCCAUCGGGGCUCCACCGACUUGAACUUUUCUAAAGAAAUAUUUUCUAAAAUAAUGAACAGCCUGCUGAAAGAUUUUCAAUUAAAAAUAAAGAAAAGGAAAAAAUACCAAGAUAAAUGAUAUUUAUGAUUUUCAGUUGACAGACUUUUUAUGGUUGAAAUGUAUCAGAUACCAGUGGGAAAAAAGAAAAAAGGACGCGUUUUGAUUAAAACCAAACAAGACAAAGCGGGUUCUGGAUUGUCAAAGACUGUGACAUUGUUGAAUGUAUUUUGGUACUAAUGUCCACACGAUGACGUAUUUAAGCACUUUGAAUGAAGCGAUUUCAUCAUAAUCAUAUAGUUUCUCUUUUAAAGCUUCCCCACACAUAAAAUACACAUAUAUGUGUUUUGUAUGAUGAAAAACUAUAUUUUGUGGACACCACUUUACCAAAGAUCUGUAGGUUUGGACACAUUUAGUCAAUUUAAUAAAGCGUGUCCAAACUUUAGCCCACAUAUAUAUUAUGUAUAAAUCGGUUGUGUUGGUUGGCGGGAGACUCUUAUUUUGAUAGGAUUCUAUGUGAAUAACACGUUGGGUGUAAAGCCACAAAAUAAACGAGCCAAAGUCUUUGUAUUUAGAAAAAUUCAGUAUUUUAUAACAAAUAAAUAUCCACUAUUAUU
Pungitius pungitius (ninespine stickleback) is the source of this 2576-nucleotide messenger RNA. RefSeq names its product inhibitor of growth family, member 5a (gene ing5a). The transcript is spliced from 8 exons. Lineage: Eukaryota; Metazoa; Chordata; Actinopteri; Perciformes; Gasterosteidae. Gene Ontology annotation, biological process: regulation of DNA-templated transcription; positive regulation of apoptotic signaling pathway. Gene Ontology annotation, molecular function: chromatin binding. Bases 440 to 1165 code for a protein of 241 amino acids. Gene Ontology annotation, cellular component: nucleus. The record is from RefSeq and is a predicted model, not a curated record.